Messenger RNA from Dicentrarchus labrax (European seabass), 1513 nucleotides. It is a transcript of the gene nup42, whose product is annotated as nucleoporin 42. Lineage: Eukaryota; Metazoa; Chordata; Actinopteri; Moronidae. Gene Ontology annotation, cellular component: nuclear envelope. Gene Ontology annotation, molecular function: nuclear export signal receptor activity. Bases 185 to 1045 code for a protein of 286 amino acids. The record is from RefSeq and is a predicted model, not a curated record. The transcript has 6 exons.
CAGAGGAGGAGGUGGAGGUGGAGGGAGAAGAGAGAACGUGAAGAGCUCCGAAUUCAGCUUCUCCGCUCAAAACAGAUUCUCAGUGCUUGAUACCCCCAGCACCUUUGACAGGGGAGGACGAGGAGGAGGACAGCAGGUGACAGCUGGUGAUGAAGAUGAUGACAAAAAACUGGAGAUCAUUCAGAUGGACAUGGACAUAUGGGAGAGUUCGGGGCAGUGGGGCUUCUCGUGUUAUUCUAGUGCCAAGACAUCUUUGUCUGGUUUCACUGAUCUCUCUCCAGAAGAGCUCAGACUAGAGUUCUACUCCACUAGUGCUUCAGGAGAUCAGCAGGGCUAUAUUAAUGGUAUCAAUCAGUUGCUCAACCAGUGGAGAAACAGAGUCCAGGAACUGAAAGUUAUGGGUCCCGCCACUCGGGCAGCUGUGCUUGCAGAGUUAAGCAACCCAGCACCUCAGUCAUCUUCAAGUGGCUUUGAUUCAACAACAGCGACCGGAUUUGGAUCAUCUACAUCCAGCUUUGAAAGCAAAGGCUUUGGGGCACCAGCACCAGCCCAGGCCAGCGCUUUCAGCUUUGCUGCUCCAAGUGGUGGAUUUGGUUCCUCAGCGGCACCAUCAUCCGCCACAGGUUUUGGCAAUGCCUCAGCAGCUCCUACACAACCUUCCUUUGGGUUUGGUUCCUCCUCUGCAGCUUCUUCUUCCUCUUUCUCGUUCGCUGCUUCGAACGCCAAUGCACCCGCAGCCACUUCAGGAUUUGGCGCUGCCUCAGGGUUUGAUUUCUCCUCGACAGCAAGCACCGGAGGAGGAUUCGGAACCGGGUUCGGGGCUCCUGCUGCACCAGGAAACAGCAGCAUUUUUGGACAGACAGGGUUUGGAGCAACUGCUGCUCCACCUGCAGCAGGAGGCGGGUCUGCCAGUGGGGCAUCGGACAGUCUGUUUUCACCUGAGAGCAAACUGACUCCAGAGGAACUGAAUCAGUUCAAGGCUAAGAGGUUCAUUCUAGGCCAGAUCCCUUUAAAGCCUCCCCCAGCUGACAUGCUGAUGGUAUGAUGCUGUGGGACGCAAGGGUUGCAAGAUUUUUGAAAUAAAGAGAUAAUUUAUACAAAGUAAAGACUUUCUCCUGUAUAGCGCUUCUAUUUAAACUAAAGUCAUUGUACUAUUUUUUUAAGAUAUGGCUCAUGUUCAGAUACUUCAGAUCAAUCAGCAGGAAAACUCGCCAUUUAAGAUUUUUGUGUAUAAGCAACGUAUGCUGUACGUACAGCUGUGCAAAUACACUACCUGUUUUUACCUUCUGUCCUAUAGAGUGCUAUUUUUGAGAUGAUUGAAUGUCCUUCAGCUUAGGCUGUACUGAAAUCAGUUUGCCUGUUUCACAUUUUACCAUUUGUUGAGACUGAUCAGUUGAUCAGCAAAGUUUCUUUUUUGCAUGAUUAUGUGAUCAAACACUCAUCAUGUAAACUAACUUAAAACAAAACAAUAAAAAAAAAACAUACCUUGAACUUGGUUGGAAACCUACAACAA